GCAUGCGUUCGUUCCGCUUUACAACAAAGCUUGCGGUUUAGAGCGCUCAAUCGAGUUGUCUUUCAAAGCGAAUUCUUGCUCAAAAUAGUGAAUUUAUCGGUAUUUUCUCGACUUAUCUUAAGUCUAUAUCACCAGCAAGGCUUGUGAGUCUAUAUCGUUGUAGUUUAGAGCACAUUCUCACCAAGAAUCACAACAUUUCUCCUUAUUUUCAGUGCCUUUGAAAUGGGCCAAAGUGAUACAGAAAGUACUUCGUCAUCUAUGAGAGGCAAUCCUGGGUCACCAAGAGACCCUUCCACCCUGUUUGAAGAGGUCUCCAUGGAUACUCUGGGGACACAAUAUGCAAGGGGCGGGCCAGGGUCACCGUCCACUUCCAGCGACAGCAGUGAAUUGGACAGUAGCAUGAUAAUCACCGGGGAGAGGCCCAAGACAAGACAGAGGGAUAUUCCAUUUAUUGACCUGACAUCCCUUGAUGGGAAUGAGCCUAGUGCGACUAGUGAGGCAGGGUCACUUCAUGUAAAUGACCCAGUCAAUGAUGUGCAUGGUAUGUACAAUGAGUUUGCAGCUCGUGUCCAGCGUCAGCUCCAUGCAGCCCGUGAAAGGGUUGUAAGAAUGAGAGCUGAGCGAAACCGUAUACGCAUCCAUGCGCUGCGAACACGCAUACAGAAUUGCCCAUACAUCACAACCUACAGAGAUGGGAGGCGACACAGUCCACUAGCUCGGCAAAGACCUGAAGCUGUUAUUGACAUCACAUCAUCACCCAGAGGAAAUGGAGUCUCGCCAAUUGUGAUCACAGAUUCACCUGGCUUAAGUAGUUCCAUGCAGGGUGCCAGUCCAUCAGCUAUUCCAGAGGUCAUUGAGGAAAAUCCCCCCGACAUGAACACAGAAUCACUAGACCACCCCUACCACCAGGGACGGUCAGACCAGAGAAUAACCUGGCGACAACGCCGAGAGGCACUGCAGAGGAUUCAGGACCAGAUUCGCUCCUGUGUCCAAGACACGUCGGAUGAGGCGUUAGCACGCAGAUUGCAGGCGCAAUUUGACCAGGAGUGCAUAGAGGAACAGCCCCAGUCAGGGCCAAUUAGUGAAGCUGCAUUCCUGGCGCAUGUUAGCCCUGACUUAGGAGCUGGGCCUGUGCCCUCUCCAGUACAUUCUAGACGUACCUCAUAUAGGCGUGGCUUCCUGCGCAGGCACAACCUAUCCCCUCACUUCACCCCAGCAUCUGGCUUACCUGACCUUUUGCUUCCAUUUGUUUCGGUUACUACUCUGCCGCCACCUCUACAUCACUUUGGUGAUCCUGGCCAGAACCAGAACAAUGAGAAUGAAGAUUUUGAGGUGCUUUGGAACCUCAGCGAGAGGAUAGGCCCAGCCAAAUCAAGAGGACUGUCGAAAGAAGUGAUUGACCGCAUCCCAUCAUUCCGGUUCAGCGCUUCCAACAAGGACAUGUCCAAUGGUAGCUGUGUUGUGUGCAUGAUGGACUACACCAAUCGGGAGAAGCUUCGCAAGCUACCCUGCAAUCAUGACUUCCAUUCCAAGUGUAUCGAUCGCUGGCUUAAGAGCAAUCGAAGCUGCCCUAUAUGUCGCGAGACGGUCACGAAUUCGUAACCACGCCCUGUCCAUCUUUGACCGAGUACUAUACAGUAGCCUAGUUAUGAACAUUAUAUUCUUGUAAACAAACAGCUAGUUAUGUGUAUAAUUAUCGUUACUUGUUGCGAUGUUAA
Molecule: messenger RNA, 1718 nt
Organism: Nematostella vectensis (starlet sea anemone)
Lineage: Eukaryota; Metazoa; Cnidaria; Anthozoa; Actiniaria; Edwardsiidae
Product: E3 ubiquitin-protein ligase RNF38
Exons: 10
Coding region: 223-1602 (459 amino acids)
Molecular function (GO): zinc ion binding
Source: RefSeq, a predicted model, not a curated record